AUGGACGAAGUUAUUAGAUUCAUGGAGUAUUAUUUAGCUAAUCCUGACAAAAAUUCAAAGUUUUUUUCAUUUGCCAUCGGAUAUUACUUAUCAAGUAUUAGCUUGAAACUACGAGGUCUUUCAUCAGAUGUCAUUGACUUUAGUCAAUUCUAUAAAAUCAUUGAAAUUUCAAUCAAUGUUUUCUUAAAUCCAAAGUUUUUAUAUGAAGAAUUCAUUCCUCUAUACUUCGACUACUUUACAGACGCAUUUAUUCUCUUUUCAACAAAAGAUACUUAUAAACCAGAAUAUGACAUUAUUUUAACUAACCUUAUCAAAGUGAUCACAUCGAUGUUCGCAAUGCCAUUUGAUUUGCAUGUUGAUUCUAUCGGAUUUACUUUCCAUAUUCUUGUUCUUUUAUCUCCAGAAACACAAUUCGUCGAAUUAUCACGAGAUGUUCGCAAUCAACUAUUCUUACUCAUUACAUCAGCAUGUACAAAGUAUCAAGAAGUCAGCGAAUUCCUUCUUACACCAGAAAAUUUACCAUUAUUAGUUUCAUACAUUUCAGACUCAAUUUCAGCGAUAAAAUUCAUCAAUACUACACACGAAACUACAAAAUACGACAUUCCACUGACAAAUUUACCAGAAAUAAACUCUCAUAUUGAAAAUACAUUUGAUAAUGAAAUAAUUCCAAACAAUUACGAAGUUUUAUCACAUGAAAACACCAAUUUUCCAUCACCUCCAUCAGAGAUAACCAAGAAUCCAGAAGCAAUUCUUAUUUUCCAAGCGAUUUCAAGGUUUGUAACUUCAAUUAAGUUCCAAAGACCAGAAAAAACACAUAUAGAGCUUAUUUCUGCAUUAUUACAGUUCCAAUCAAUCUAUAACUAUACAGUGACACCGUAUUUCUUCGCACACUGGCUCACUUUCUUCCUGAAAAAUGAUUUGUCAAUAAAUAUUGAAGAACUUUACAAAUGUCACUUUUUUGAAAAGAUUUAUGACAUGGUUUUCAACAAAUUCCCUAAUGAUGACAUCACUGAUUUCUACUGCAAGCUUCUUGUCUUCAUAACUAUUAGAUGUGACAACCAAUGCAGUGUUCAUUUCUUCGACAUGAUUCAUUUUUAUUUCAAAUCAAUCAAAAAUUUCAGUAUCAAUCAGAAAUUUGUUGAAACUUUCUACAACUGUAUAUUGAUAUCUCCUCAAACAUUCUCUAUUGCUGCUCUUGAAGCAAACUUCUGCAAAGAUUUAUCUCUUUUCUUGACAUCUCUACAAAGUUUGCAUUACAAACUGAAAUAUAACAUUGAUUCCUCGAAAUCAAUUGGAAAUUUGGGAAAUAUUACUGAUAUAAACACAAUGAAUUUCAUCAAAACAAUUAAAGAAGCAGAAGAAGACAUCAACGAAUCAAUUCAAACCCCAGAACAAACACAAAACAACGAAUUAAACAAAGAAAAUAAUGAAAUAAAUAAUGAAAAUAAUGCACAAAAUAUUGGAGAAAAUAUUGAUCAACCAAUUAAUGAACAGAAUGAACAAAACAAUGCUCAAACAAGCAACGAAAAUAUUGAUGAAACAAAAGAAGAAAACGAUAUAAAAAUUAAUGAAGAAAAUAAUGAAAAUAAAGAAGAAAAUGAUAUUAAACCAAAUAAUGAAAUAAAUAAUGAACAAAAUCAAACAGAAAGCAAAACUUCAAAUGAUGAAGUAAAAACCAAUCAAAAACAACAAAUAAAUAAUGAUCAAAAAAUAAAUGAGAAUCAAAUGAGUGAAACAGAAAGAAAAGAGAAAGUGAAAGCAGUUUCUGAAAUGAGAGAACAGUUGUUUAAACUGAUUGACAUUGUUGAUUCAUUUGAAAUGGGAAUUAGUUUGCUGUGGAAUAACCAAAUAUUUAGUUUGUCAAUUUGCAAGUUGAUAUUUGAUGAUUCAACGAAAAAUUACACAAAUUAUCACUUGAAAAUUGGAUUGUUAUCAGAGUACAUUUCAUUCAUAUCAAUCAAAGUCAUAUUUGAGUUCUACGAACAUCUCAUGCUGGAGAACAAGAUCAAACCCAAUUUGAUAAAAGCACUUCUUGAGAAUAUUGUUGCAAUUCUCGAAAACAAGAAGAAAUAUUUCGAUGAAGUUGUCAAAGAAACAAAUAUUUUGAAUUCAUCUCUUGAAUAUAUUUUAUUACAAAAUGAUCCACAAUUAAUGGAUUUAUUGUUACAAUCAUUAAUUUAUUUACCAUCUACUAUUGUUCCUUCUUCUUUCUACAUCAAAGCUCUUUCAAUCAUUCAAUCAGAUUUACAAAAGAGUAAAUUGUUCAAAUUGAUAUUUAGAGAUGAUGAAGAAAUGAAGAAACCAAGAUUGAUACAGAAUUCAACACCUUAUCCUUCUCUAUUUUUGAUUAUGAGUAGAAAUGACAAUGAUCUUAAGGAUUUCGUUGAUUUCACUUUUAAUUGUAUGAAAGAUAACGUACAAUCACUUUACAACCUUUCAAAUUCUGAAAUAAGAUCAACAAUUAUCAAAUUUUUGAAGAAAUACAGAAAAGAAAGAAAAAGUGACGAAUUGUUUUUCAAAGUUUUAUCACUUUUUGAACGAUUAUCAUUAAUAUCAAUAACAAGUGGUGAAUUAACAGAAUUUAUACAGUUAUUACCAAGUAUUUCUAAAGAUCACAGACCAUUUUAUACGAAAGAUAUCUUGAAGACAUUUAAAUCAAUCAUUUUGAACGAUGAAGAUCCUCCAACAUGUUUCUUCCAUGGAAAAGACAAAAAUUCUUAUUUGAAGAUAACAGAUACGAUUCCGAAAACAAUUUUGAAUAACUCUUUCUUCAUUUUCAUGUAUCUGAGAGUUAUUUCCGUGAAUAAUGGAUAUUUGUUCUCAUUUUUCAAUUCCCAAGGAGAUAUAAUUUCUUUGAAUUAUAGUCAAGGAAAACUUGUUUUCAUGGAAUCCUCAAUUUCUUCAAUGAAAACUCCUGUUUCUUUCCAAACAACAUUGAUAGAAAGUCCAAAGGAAAGUCUGUUUAAUAAUAAAUGGACACCUUUAGUUAUUGCAGUCGACAGAUCAGGAAAAGACACAUAUGUUACUUUGAUGACGAAAAUCAAAUCUUUCCAAUCAAAUCUGAAAAAAGUUGUUCAUAACUCAGAUUUCACUGAAUUGCUUUUCUGUAAUGAUAUGAUCUCUGAUGUCUCAAACAUCAUCAUUUCAAGAGGCAAUAUCAACCAACAAAAUGUGAAUUUGCUUUUGGAUUUACCACCUUCUGUUCCUAUUGGUUUCUCUAAGAGCGAAAUCACAAUGGUUGAUGACAAAUUCAGUCCUCUCUUCAGUGACGAUUUCUCUCAAAACGUUAUCUGUAUUUUGAACGCGCAUAUCUUGGAUAAAAAAGGAAAUGCAAUUUCCAUGAAAUCAAAUCCUUUCGCUGUUCAAACACCAGGAUUAACUCCAAGAGAUAGCUACAUAAAAGCUAUUGUUAACUCCACAAUUAACCACAAUUUACCAGGUAGUUUAACAGCUUUGUCUAUGAUAGGAGGAGCAACGAUUUUGUUGCCUGUUUUCAGUCAAAUUCAUCAAGAAUUGAAUGAUAACAACGAAAUAUCUGAAAAUAAUGAUUUUCUUAUGACAAUUUUAACUGUUUUGCAUAAUGUAUUGAUGUCUAAUUAUUCAAUUCAAGAGAACUUUUGUUCUGACAAUGGAUUCAAGAUAUUAUCUUUCUUGUUGAGUAUGAUACAUCCAAGUCAGUUUAAUUUGCAAGUUGUCAAUGAAUUGUUUUCGAUUUUUAAUGACAUUUCACACAAGAAACUCAUGAAACAGAUGUUUAAAUACAUCUUCAUGAACAUGAAUUUGUGGUGUUAUGUUACAAUAGAAAUACAGAAAACUUUAUUCGAAAGAAUUUUCGAUUUAUUCUGCAAAAAUCCAUUUUUAAGAAAAUCAUUUUCUGUCAGAAAGAUUUUAUCAUAUGUACACAUUUUCAUGUGGGAAUCAAUGACAGAAGUUUCUCUUUUAGUCGAGCCAAAGACAAUGGUGAAGAAAUUCAUACCAACAAAGAAACCGGAACUCAUGAAACCAUUGAGAGAUUUGUUCUACAAUGGAAUUUACAAGAUUUCACUUUUGAGAGACAGUUUAGAUCCAGAAGAUGUUUCUUGUUUGUUCUCUUUCUGCUUCGAUACAAGAGAUAUUGUCUUACAAGAGGAAAUAAUGGAAUUAACUGUUAAAAUACUAUCAAACAACAACCAAAUGAUGGUGAAUUACAUCAAAACACAUGAGAACUUAUUAAAUGAUAUGUUUUGUUUGUUGAAACUUGGAAAUUCCGCGAUUUACGCAAAUGUAGCAAUAAUUUACAGCAAAAUCAGUGAAUUAUCCAUUUUCGACACUCCUUUCCCUGUUCAGCAUUGGAUAAGAGCAAUGAUAAGUGAGUUCCCUGUAAUCUUAAGUCCUUACCGUUGUUUCGAACUGUUGUUACACGCUGUUGAUGUUGAAAUGUCGAAAUUAAGUUGUUCAGAAGUUUUCCCACUUUUAAUUUAUGUUGCAAUGAACAAUAAUGAGUCAAGUUUGCAGUGCAUCGUUGAUGUAUUGAAUGUAUUAAAUGAUAAAGGCAAUUGGCUCAUCCAGAACUUUGUUCAGAUCCAAGCUCCUUUAGUUUCUCUUUUGAUUUCGGAAUUACCAAAUGAUUUCGAUUCUUCUGUCAUUGCAGACAAAGUUUUCGAUUUCUUGAUCCCUGUUUGUUGCGCAAAUGUUCAGUUUUUGAAUGAUAUCUACAAUGAAAUCGUUCUUUAUUCGAGUAACUCUAACGAAUGCUAUUUACAUAUCUACAGGCGUUUAUUAGUUGGAGUUUUAUCAUCAAAGAAACUGAAAUUAGCUUGGGGAGGAGAAGAUUCAAUCAAAACAACUAUGGGAUUCUUCUCUAACUGCUUCUAUUUCAUCUUCUUCAUUCCUUCUUUCGAUCCUUACUACUACAUGCCAAACACAAAGGCCUUUAAUACUAAAAACAACACAAAAACCGCUUAUCAAUUCGUUUUCGACGUUUUGGCAAAUAAUUCUCAUGAAAACGUGACACUUAAAUUUGCCACUCGAACUAAUUGUGAUUUAUCAUGGGAAGAUUUAGAAGUUGCACAGUUCUUACUAUUGGAUAUGCUCAGUAUGACACCUUGUUUAAGUUUCGACAGGUGCUAUUUCGCUUCUGCUGAAAUGGUCGGUUAUUUAUUCGCAGCACUUUUACAACAUGGAAAAAGUGCCACAAAAUUAAUAAACGGCACAUUUGAAAGGUUAGUUAUGGCCAUGCCGCAUCAAAUAGACAAAGGUACAGCUUAUCAUCAUUUAUUACUUUUAGUUUGUGGCUCUAUUUUGAGAGAAUUUCUUGCAGGAACUGAAGCCGGCGAUGAAAGAAAAUUAUUUGUUAUUUUUUCAACAUUUAAGAAACAAAUUGAGAAAUUAGUUGGUGUUUCAAUACCAAAUAUACAGACAGUUGAUGGAUUUAGCGCUGCUUUUAGAUCGAAUACGUAUUUAAUCAACAAAGUAAUAACAGAAUUAGUUUAUUUGGAUGAUAAUUUCGCAAAAAGACUUCCUUUGAUUGAAGGUGAGUUCUUUAGAAACUUGGAAAUGUUCCAGAAUGUUGCUUUGAAGUUCGAUUAUGUUGUUAAGAAUAUUAUUGAGCUUGUUAAAGACAAAGAUUUGGAAGAUAUCAGUGAAAGUUCAAGAAUUAUUGAAAACAGAAUCAACAUCGAAAAAAUCAGACAAUCAUUCGAAUUGUCGCAAAUGAGAUCGAUGAAAUACUACAGGCAAUUGUUUGCAACAAUGUCUGAUGAAGGUCAGCCAUGGUGCUCCAGCGAAAGAGUCAUUGAAUACCAUUACAAACUUAGUAACACAACUUAUGGUUUGUCGAAACAUUCCAGGAUGAAAAGGAACUUGGAUUUCGACAUCCACGCAGAAGCAAGUGAUGCAAGAGACUCUGGAUCAUUGUUGGAAGCGAAAGAGAAAUACAAAGAGAUCAUAAAAGACAAGAAAUUAACAGAGUUCACAGGUGAUGCUGCUUUGGUUGCAAUUGCUUUGAUUGAAGACACAAAAAUCGAAGACAAAAAUGAAAAUUUGCAGGAAGAAGAGUCAGUUAAACUCCAAAUUGAUGCAACAAUCAUCACUCCAAAGCAGACAUUCAAAGGAAAAUUGAUUUUGUUGAAAGAAUACAUCAGAUUCCAAUCAGAAACUAAAAAUGUUUCAAUAAGAAUGGAAACAAUCACAGAAAUCUUGUUCAGAAGAUAUCUUCAUCUCGACACUGCAAUAGAGAUAUUUACUAACAAACAUAAGAGUUAUUUCUUCGAUUUCGCAGAAGGAAAACGCCAAAUUUUCAUCAAAAACAUCAAAGUCUACACGAAAGGAAGAAAUCAAUCCAUGAUGAGUCUCAAAUUCCUCCAAGAAAACAACGAAGAUGCAGUUAGAAUGGCACAGAAAGUUUACAGAAAAUGGCAACUUGGCGAACUCUCUAAUUUCCAGAUGCUCAUGAAAUUGAACAAAUAUUCUGGACGUUCAUUCAAUGAUUUGAGCCAAUACCCUGUUUUCCCGUGGAUUUUGGCUGAUUACAAAUCAGAGAAACUCAAUUUGGAAAUCGAGAAAACAUUCAGAAAUCUAAGUUGGCCAAUUGGAAGAUACAAUGAUGAAAGAUUAGAACAAUUAAAAGAAAGAAUGACUGAACAAAGUAACCAUUUAUUUGGUUCAUUUUAUUCUUCUUCUGCAUCAACUGUUGGAUACUUAAUCCGUCUUGAACCUUUCACAUCUUUGCACAUCGAAUUGCAGAGUGGAAGAUUCGACAAUCCAAACAGAUUGUUCAACUCAGUGCCUCAUGCAUGGAACUCUGUAACUUCAUUGGCUUUGGAUUUCAGAGAAAUAAUUCCUGAGUUCUUUUAUCUCCCAGAAAUGUUCCUUAAUCUCGACAAUUUCGAUUUAGGAGUUGUUGCAGAAGGAAAUAAAGUAAAUGACGUAGAAUUGCCUCCUUGGAGUGAUGAUGAAUCCUUCAAAGAUUUAUCAGAACAAGAAAGAAGAAAGGCAAGAGCAAUGAAGUUCGUCAAUUUGCACAUGCAAGCUCUUGAAAGUCAUUAUGUUUCUGCAAACCUUCAUAAAUGGAUUGACUUGAUUUUCGGUCCGAAAUCCCGUGGUGAAGAAGCAGUAAAUGCAAAUAAUACUUACCAUCCAUAUUAUUUCGACGAAUCUUUGACAGAACAAAUUAAAAAUGAUCCAAUAGAGUUCAAGAUGAUCAAAGAAUACGCAGCAUGUUUCGGAACAGCUCCAAUGCAACUAUUCUUCGAAACUCCGAAGCCGAAAGAAGCUUUGUUUUCUCCUUUGUCAAAGAAUAUGUUUAAAUUCGUUGAUAGAAAGAAAUUAUCAAAAGACAAGAUUAUCUGCAUCAAAUCAACGAAAUCUCAUAUUGCUUAUGCAUCAAAGGAUGGACAGAUCUCUGUCUUCAAUGUAUAUGAUCAGUCCAAAUCGAUGACAUUCAAAUUCAACAUCAGAAACAAAUUGAAAUUUGGCAGUUUUUAUGGAAAUUUGCUUUGCACGGCAACUAAAAACGACACUGCCGUUAUUUGCUAUGAUUUCACAUCUUCAAUGGAUCCUUUAUUCACUUCCAGACUCCAUUUAGACCAGAUAACUUGUUUGUCUUGCAGCGGAGAGUAUUUCGCGACAGGAAGCAAAGACAUGACAAUAAGAAUUUGGAAAACAAUUUUCUCUUCGAAGACUCCUGUUUUAGAUGGUUCCUUCACUCUCCACACAUCAGAAAUUGCUGCAAUUGACUGCAAUGUCAAAGCUGAUUUGUGUGUUUCUGUUGGAAUUGAUGGGAAGAUCAUCGCAUUGCAGUUGUCGAAUUCACAAUUCACUAGAAGUAGUAAAAUAGAAACAAUUGCAAGGCCUUCUUUCAUUUCAGUUGUUGACAAUGGAUUUAUUGCAAUACUGACAAAUGUUGCUGGACAAUGUUUAUUUAAUGUUUUUGAUGAAAAUCUUGGAGAAGUUACAACAAAGAAAGCUUCUCUCACAAUUGUUUGCUUGUGCCAGACUGUACUUCCAAAUGGUCAAGCAGUUUUGAUGUGCGGAACAAGUAACAACAGAAUUUCUAUCUUUUCUCUUCCUUUCGUUAAAGAACUCUGCUACUUCGAAACAGAAAACCAGAUUACAGCAAUAUCUUACGACAAAGUGUUAAUGCAUAUAUUGGCUGGAACAAGAGACGGUGAAUUAGUUACUUAUAAGAUUUCUAAUUUUAGAAAUAUACCAUAA
Trichomonas vaginalis G3 is the source of this 8193-nucleotide messenger RNA. RefSeq names its product beige/BEACH-related family. The transcript has a single exon. Bases 1 to 8193 code for a protein of 2730 amino acids. The record is from RefSeq and is a predicted model, not a curated record. Gene Ontology annotation, molecular function: protein binding. Lineage: Eukaryota; Parabasalia; Trichomonadida; Trichomonadidae.